Molecule: messenger RNA, 183 nt
Organism: Zasmidium cellare ATCC 36951
Lineage: Eukaryota; Fungi; Ascomycota; Dothideomycetes; Mycosphaerellales; Mycosphaerellaceae
Exons: 2
Coding region: 1-183 (60 amino acids)
Cellular component (GO): mitochondrial inner membrane
Source: RefSeq, a predicted model, not a curated record
AUGGCAGGCGGUCACGGUCCAGCCCGGGGUCACGGCGGCCACCCUAUCCACGUCCACCCCGUCCGACCUCUCUACAGAUUCGCCGCGGUCGGCCUUGGAGCUUCAAUGUGGUUUUUCUUGUUCUACAGAGCGCGAUACGACCUCCCCGUACUUCUUGGCUGGAGACAUCCAUGGGACCAUUGA